This is a messenger RNA of Ipomoea nil (Japanese morning glory), 2904 nucleotides long. RefSeq names its product transcription factor BIM1-like. Gene Ontology annotation, molecular function: protein dimerization activity; DNA-binding transcription factor activity. The record is from RefSeq and is a predicted model, not a curated record. Lineage: Eukaryota; Viridiplantae; Streptophyta; Magnoliopsida; Solanales; Convolvulaceae. Gene Ontology annotation, biological process: DNA-templated transcription. The transcript has 12 exons. Bases 532 to 2157 code for a protein of 541 amino acids.
CGCAACACAACGCAUGCCUUUAAAAACAUCUCUUUCACCAUAGCCGAAAGAAACGAGAGUAUCAGAGAGAGAGAGAGAGAGAAAGAGAGACAAUAUAUAUAGAGAGAGAGAAUAUAGAGAGAGAAAUACAGAAAUCAAAGUCGAGCAAACAUAUCUUUGGUUGGGAAAAGAAAGCUUAAUUUAAUCCGAUAGGUAUAUAUAUUAGCGAGGCCUAAAAAGCAAAUGAAAAAAUCCUGAAAUUUCAACGAUUGAAAUCACUUCCUUGUUACGCACGUGGAAUUCUGAGAGCUCGAUCGGUUUGUUGCAUUUCGAGUUGAAUUCUGCGUAAUUGGAUUGAAGGAUGUGAAUCUGUCUGGAAUUUGAAUGCGACUCCAACUGAUUCCGCAGCGGAUCUGAGCGACGGUUAUAGAAAUUGAAUUUCGAAAUUCUGAGAUUUCACGUGGAUAUAUGAUCGUGAAUUCAGUUGAAUUUUGCUGUAUUAUAAUACACUACUGUUUUUUAAGAAAUCGCAACCUGUAGAACAAUUUGUAGAUGGAGCUGCCUCAACCUAGAGCUUUUGGAACUGAAGGCGGAAAGACAACACAUGACUUUCUUUCACUGUAUUCAUCCCUCGAGCAAGAUUCCAGACCUCCCCAAGGUGGCUUCCUUAGAACUCAUGACUUCUUGCAACCACUAGAAGGAGCAGGGAAGAGUGUGGGCAAGGAAGAAAUUGAUGAUGAGGUUGAAAUGAGAGAUGUGGAGAAGCCUCUUCCACCAGCUCAUCCUGCAGUGGAGCAUGUUCUUCCUGGUGGCAUUGGGACCUAUAGCAUUUCUUACCUGCACCAAAGGUCUCCAAAGCCAAAUGAUGAAAACUCAGACUACAGUUCUUGCACAAGGAAUGAAUCCACUUUGAAGAAGGGAAUGGCAAAGAAGGAUAAUUUUGCUGGAGAUUUCAGAGCUGUUCUAAGAGAAACAGGUAUGAACAAAGGAGGAGGAUCACAGCUUGGACAGCCAUCACAAACACCCUCAAAUCUUAAGAAUAAAACUGCAACAUUCAGUUCUUUCUUAGCCUCCCAGCAAUUUUCAGAACAAAACAAUCAGAGCUUCUUAGACAUGAUCGCAUCAUCUAAAAGUGUGCGAGAAGAUGACGGCGACUUAGAAGAAGAAGAAGAAUUUGUCAUUAAGAAAGAACAAUCAUUACACCCAAAAGGUAAUUUGUCAGCUAAAGUUGAUGAAAAAAGCAGUGAUCAGAAGCCAAAUACUCCACGCUCAAAGCACUCAGCAACAGAGCAGCGCAGGAGGAGCAAGAUCAAUGACAGAUUUCAGAUGUUGAGAGGUAUCAUCCCUCAUAGUGAUCAAAAGCGAGAUAAAGCAUCAUUCUUGUUAGAGGUGAUUGAGUAUAUUAAGUUUCUACAAGAGAAAGUACACAAGUAUGAGGGAUCCUAUCAAGGCUGCAGGGACAAUGAAACUUCAAAGUUGCCAUGGAGCAAAUGCCAUAGUGAUGCUCAAGGUUAUAUUGAUCAUUCCCAAGGCAAAAAUAAUGUAUCAGGUCCAGCACUGAUGUUUGGUGCAAAAUUUGGUGGGACCAGACCUUGGAUCUCUCUGCCAAUUCCCAUCAGUGAGCAGAAUAUAGAAUCAAACAUGAAGCUAGCUUGUCCAAAGGAAAAUGAUCAUCAGAUUGAAAAUAAUGAAAAACCAGUCUCUCUUCCAAUGCUCCCAAAUGCAUUUCCCUUUUGUGGCACAAGUAACAUAGUGGCACAGCAUUCACCUAAACUGGCACUUGGUAGAGAUGCAUCAACAACAUCAAGGCAUCAGUCUCAGUGUUCAUCAGACAGAUCACACAUAACCAGUCAAGCAGUUGCAAGUGAUAAAUCAAAAGAUGAGGACCUGACUGUAGAAAGUGGUACGAUCAGCAUCUCAAGCAUGUAUUCUCAAGGGUUGUUAAACACUCUCACCAAAGCACUUGAGAAUUCUGGAGUAGAUUUGUCCCAAGCCAGCAUCUCAGUACACGUUGAUCUUGGGAAGAGAUCAAACGGCAGAUUGAAUAAUUCUUCUGCAUCCACACUCAAGGGUGAUGAUGUUUCUACAAGCAAUCAACCAAUGCCACACUCCAUUACAAGCACCAGCCAAGGUGAGUGUGGCCAAGCCCAGAAAAGACUAAAAACAAGCAGAGGCUAAGCUGACAUAAAGAACCAAGCAUUUUCCACAAUUUACUUGUUCAUGGUUUGCUAUUUAUAACUAGUGGUAUAGAUAUAGAAAACUACCCAAAGGAGAUGGGUGAUGAGUGUACAUGAUUAGUCUGCACAGAGCACAGGUUGUGUCCUUAACCAAUUAACCAGCCUCCCUUAUUCAUUAAUUGAGAGUUGUAGUAGUGGGAUAACCCAUCCAAGAUGGCAAGAGAUCCACACUUGUAACCACAAGGUGAGUUCUGAUCUUUGUCCCCUUGGUUUGAGCCUGAUUGGUAACAUAGACUAAUUUACUUCCUUGUAGUCCUUUGCUGGCUAGGGUCACAAGGUCGGCGGAGAUUACUCACACUCGAAAAGGUUGUAGGGAUAACUACAUCCAAGAUGGCAAAAGAUCCACACUUGUAACCACAAGGUCACGAGUUCAUAUCCUUGUCCCCUUGAUUUGAGCGGGAUGGGUUAGCUAGACUGGUUUACUUCCUUGUAGUACUUUGCCGGCUAGGGUCACAAGGCGGAGAUUACUCACACUUGACGGUUGUUGGGUUUCCCUUGUCAUCCAAAAAAAAAAAAAAGUAGUAGUAGUAGUAGUAUAAUUCAUGUAUUUUUGUGGAGGAGAGACUUCCAUGCAUGGUGAUGUUGAGAAGCUGUCUUUUUUAGUUUAAGGGUUCCAUUCAUUCCAUGUGAAGCUCAAUACUCUUAUUUGCAGAUUGAUUUUAGUUCAUAUGAUGAUUUCAGAAUUGAA